ACGCUGGUAGCCAAAUAUAGUCGACUACUAGUUGAUGCUGCGCAAGAAGACGUCCCGCGAGCCAGCAGGGCCGAUCAAGUCGCGGCGCAAGGUCGUCGUCGACGUCUCGCUCUGCCGGUACGCCAUCAUCAAGCGCUGCCUCAAAGCCCGUGACUUUCGACUUGUGCGGGAGAAGAACGCGAAUGCUGCGUGGGACAUUUGGUGGUCGGACCGCGGCGAGCUCCUCAAAGACGCCCGGCGCCUCCACGCGUUCCAGAAGGUCAACCACUUUCCGUCUAUGGAGGACAUUUGCCGCAAGGAUUUCCUGGCAACGCACUUAAAUGCCAUGCGCAAGGCUCUGCCCGACGCCUACGACUACUACCCGCGCUCGUUUCUGCUGCCUGCCGAUCGCAUCGACCUCCAACAGGCCAUGGAGCACGACGCGCGGGGCGCCACGUACAUCAUCAAGCCGCGCACGCUGUGCCAAGGCAAAGGCAUCAAACUCGUCCAGAGUUUUGCAAAAAUCCCCGUCACCGAACCCUGUGUCGCCCAGCGUUACGUGGCCAAUCCACUGCUCAUUGACGGCUUCAAGUUUGACUUGCGCAUCUACGUACUCGUCACGAGCGUCGACCCGCUUCGCGUCCACAUCUUCCGCAACGGCCUCGCUCGGUUUUGUACGACGCCGUUCGAACGGCCGACCAAAGCGAAUUUGAGCGCCACACGCAUGCAUUUGACCAACUACGCCAUCAACAAGAAGGCCAAGGAGUUUGUGAAAUCGGCGGAUGAAACCAAGGGCAGCAAGCGGAGCCUGGCGUUUGUGAUGGCGUAUAUCGCGCGCCACGGCCUCGAUCCGAGUGCCGUCUGGGCCGAGAUGUGCGACAUCAUUCUCAAGACGCUCCUGGCGAUCCAACCGCGCUUGCAAGCCAGCUACCGCAACUUCUUUGGUGCCGAUGCCGCCAAAGGUCGGACCGAGUGGGGGCCCGCGGCGUUCGAGAUCCUCGGGUUUGAUAUUAUGCUCGACGACAAGGGGAAAUCGUGGCUCUUUGAAGUCAAUCACGCACCGAGCUUUGCAGGCGAGGCCAAGUUGGACCGCGAGAUCAAGACGCCGCUCAUCGAGCAAGCGCUGGACCUGAUCAACGUCACCAAUAAGCGCAAGCGGAUCUUCUUGGCGCGCAACCGACGAGCUUGGAAGGAGCGUCUCUGGAAUGCAGCGCUGCCGACCAAAGCUGCGGCCGAGACCAAACCCGAGACCACAUCCGAGACCAGUGUUGCGCCCGAAAGUGUGCCCGAGGUCGACGACGCGGCCACCGGUGAGGACGUCGAGAACAACGACGAGGUGGACGAAGCGGACGAGGCGGAAGACGACGACGAAGUUGAGCGUGACGAGACACGGUCUUCUGCCAAGCGACCGUGGAAGUCCUCCAACCGCGUGCACCCUUCGAUUGGCAACAACCAAGACGAUGCGGACACCUCCCAAGUCGAGUCGGUCGAGUUUACCAACGUGUAUGAGCUCAUUUACCCUCCGAAAGACGCUGUGCUCCAAGCGACGUACAACAAGAUCCUCACGGCCGCAGAAACCAACCGCUCCAAGCUAUGGGGCUGAGCUGCCAAUAAGAUUCCCUAACGGUUUUCGAGAUAGAUGCGGAGAAAAUAUUUGCACUUGUGCACGCAA
Molecule: messenger RNA, 1651 nt
Organism: Saprolegnia diclina VS20
Lineage: Eukaryota; Oomycota; Saprolegniomycetes; Saprolegniales; Saprolegniaceae
Exons: 8
Coding region: 35-1582 (515 amino acids)
Biological process (GO): microtubule cytoskeleton organization; protein polyglutamylation
Cellular component (GO): cilium
Molecular function (GO): tubulin binding; tubulin-glutamic acid ligase activity
Source: RefSeq, a predicted model, not a curated record